AUGGCCGCCGCAGCACUCCGCACCGCCGCACGGCACCUCGCCGCGCCGGCAGCCUUACUAGCCGCGUCGCAGUCGCGCUGCAACGAGCACGACGAGCGACUGGCCAACUUGAAAGCGGAGGUGAUGCUGCUGCGCGGCGAGAACGCGCGGCUGCGGCGAGCGCUCGACGGCGACAGCCUCGACGUCGAGGCGCUGCGGCUGCGCAUCGCGGACUUCGCGCGGGAGCGCGACUGGGACCAGUUCCACACGCCGCGGAACAUUUUGUUGGCGCUUGUGGGUGAGGUAGGAGAGCUCGCCGAAUGCUUCCAGUGGAAAUCAGAAGUUGCGCGGGGCCUGCCCGCCUUCUCCGAGCCCGAGCGGACGCACGUGGGCGAAGAGCUCGCGGACGUCCUCAUCUACACCGUGCGCCUCGCCGACGUCUGCGGUAUAGCGCUCGACGAGUGCGUGCCGCGGAAGAUCGCCAUGAACGCGCGCAAAUAUCCCGCCGACAAGGCGCGCGGCCGCAGCGACAAGUACACGGCGUAUAG
Pelagomonas calceolata is the source of this 527-nucleotide messenger RNA. The record is from the annotation of a GenBank genome assembly. Lineage: Eukaryota; Pelagophyceae; Pelagomonadales; Pelagomonadaceae.